Anopheles stephensi (Asian malaria mosquito) is the source of this 5283-nucleotide messenger RNA. RefSeq lists its product as uncharacterized. The transcript is spliced from 7 exons. Gene Ontology annotation, cellular component: extrinsic component of membrane; GID complex. Gene Ontology annotation, biological process: protein catabolic process in the vacuole; negative regulation of gluconeogenesis; proteasome-mediated ubiquitin-dependent protein catabolic process. Lineage: Eukaryota; Metazoa; Arthropoda; Insecta; Diptera; Culicidae. The record is from RefSeq and is a predicted model, not a curated record. The coding region runs from base 467 to 2251 and encodes 594 amino acids.
CAAUCAAUUAUUAAUGCCUUUCCACCAUAAAACUUCUCUCAAAAGGCAUCUUCCCAGUUUUAAUCAUCACCAGAACAAUCUGGGCGCUGUGCACAACUGUCAAACUCUGCUUGCACGACCACCGUUUUGACAUUUACAUACAUAUCGCAUCGCAGUCCCUGUGCGAACGAAAAUAGUGUAGAACGAAUCGAGGAGAGAAAAAAAGGGUAGCUGAAAACGCAUCCGUAUCGCGUAAGAAAAGAGAAGUUUCGAGUGCUAAGCCAUCCGGACGGAAAAGGUUGUUGAUUGCCGGCCAGAUCAUCCAGCAUCCGGUUGGUGUAAUCAACUGUCCCCAGCAAAAAGAAAAGAAGUCUUAGGUUGGGAUUCGUACUUGCGGGACGGCGCGGCAGGGUCAGGAAGAAGCGAAAUGCUUCCUAGAACGCGGUCCGCUUCCUGAACCUCCACCGACCAGUGCGUACCGUGGCGGAUGCACAGCGUAGUUACAUUGCGCGGACAGAAGAAGCGGAGGAUAAAAACAAUCAUUCCGCUACCGAAAAUACGUUCCGUAGGGUUGGACAGUGUAGCAACAACGCUUGCAGCCCUGCCCGAAGGCGGAGAACAGACGGGGCGAGAAAAUUUAUCAUUUUGCUCCUCGGUGUCGUCACACACACCAACGCUACCGCCAACGUCCCUCACGACGUCUUCCUCAUCCUCCUCCACCAUCACCUCCUCCUCCUCAUCGGUCUCCACCGCUUCCGCAACGUUACCAACUGGAGCAGCUGUUCUACCAUCAGCAACCAACACGCAACCGUACAACUAUCAAGCAGCGCCCGCAGAAUUGUCCUCCGGCACUGCAGCAGCAGCAACAACAACCAGUAUCAGCACGCUCGAGACAAUCAGCGAGAGCAAAGGGCGAAAUCGUACCGACCCGUGCGAUAAACCCAGCUCCAUCGGUGGUAACGAGGAGGAGGUGGAGGAGAAGGAGGAAGCGACACUAGGCGAGUACAGCGUCAGCGCACAGGCCGCAGCCGCCGUGUCGGGAAAAACCAGGCGCCGCAACCGGAACCGCAAGCGACCGGAAGAAACGGAGCACCACCUGUCGGAGACCGGCGACAGGCCAGCGGUUAGCACGGGUACGGACGGGGCGGAGGCGGGCUCAGGGCUGGGGAUCGGUGUGGAGGAAGCUGCCGGUAGUUCGGUACUACCGGAUCUGCCGUCUCCCUGUGGUGACGAUCAACCCAAGGAGCUAACCGACGGUACUACCACUCCAGUAACGACGACGACACGCAUCAGUGCGGCAGAAGGGGAAGGUGCCGAUCCCGCCCUCGUGUCCGGCACAACGGCUAUCGAACCCGCCCGUGAAGAAGGCGCAGCCGAAACCGACAAACGGGAGCCCGAAAAGCCGGCGACAGUGCAGGAACGGGAGUGUAAGCCAAGCGACGGCACUACCACACCCCAGCAGCGCACCAGCGCGGACAGCAGCAGCACGUGCGGGUCAGAAAAGGGUGGGCGGGCGGUGGGCGGCAUCGCUGGUGGUGGGGUAGCCGAGCGGCCGGACCGACUCGAACCGAGCGACGACGACGACGACCACAACAAUCAGGGCGAGUCGCCGGAACAGGAAGCAGCAGCACGUUACCCGAACCGUGACACCGCCGAAAUCAUGCCAGUCCGGGUGGACAUUGUUCCGCCGCCGCCCAACAACUCCAAACAGCUCGGCGUCACGAAAUCCCUCCUGUACAAUGGUUCCAAGUUUCGUGGUUCACAGAAAUCGAAAGGCAAUGCGUACGAGGUCGAGGUGGUGCUGCAGCACGUCGACGAGGCAAACUCUUAUCUGUGUGGGUAUCUAAAAAUCACCGGACUAACGUUUGAAUUUCCCACCCUAACGACCUUCUUCGACGGGGAAAUUAUUUCGAAAAAGUAUCCCUUCCUGACACGCAAAUGGGACGCGGAUGAGGAUGUAGAUAGAAAGCAUUUUGGAAAAUUUGCUGCCUUCAGCGAGUACCAAAAGACGUUCAACUCGGACGAUUUUGACUAUGAUGCGUUAGCGAAGAGUGACUACGUGUUUAUGCGCUGGAAGGAACAUUUUUUGGUACCUGAUCACAAGAUAAAGAACAUUAACGGAGCAUCCUUCGCCGGGUUCUACUAUAUUUGCUUCCAGAAAUCGCAAGCCGUCAUGGAGGGUUACUAUUACCAUCGUUCCUCAGAAUGGUAUCAAUCGUUAACCCUUCAACACGUAGCCGAAUCCUGCAUUCAAAUUUACGAGUUUAGAUAAUUCGUUUCGUAACUAAACGACGACCGGUUCACAACCAACGGGGCGGGAGAGGGGGGGGAUUGGAGGUGCAGAGAGGUAUGCAGAACACCUCCUACCCCUCUUCAACUUCCUUUCCAACCACUCUCUCUCUCUCUCUUCCCCGUUGUUUCGUUCGGUUACGUAUUUAAGCUUAUACAUUUGUUUGACAUUUCAAAUUAGGGAACCGUCGGGUUCGCGUUAUAAAUUUAUAUAGUUUCGGGUCGACGGUGUGACGAACAAUGGACAACGAAGCAUCAAUCAUCGAUCAUUACGGUCGAAUUUUCAUUUUACUUCCUUUGGACGCGAAAAAUGCACUAUUACUACCACCAAUCUUGUAGCGAGGGCUUGUCUGGCUCUACUGCUUACUAACAGCGGAAAUGGUCGUUAAAUGAUAUACCAAAAACAAAAAAACCAAUAGCACGGUCACGAAGCACAACGAACAAACCCCGAACUACCCGAUAGCCGAUUUUGUUGCACCGUAGAGUGUUGAGAUUAAUUACAAACAAAAAAGAUACUCAGCAGCCCAUCUAUAAUAUCUUUCAUUAGUGGCGCUUCGUUCGUAAACAACCGCUCAAAUGUGGUGGGUUGUAUGUGUGUGUGAGGGCAGACGGGCUCAUACAAUUUGAGCCAGUAAACAAGACAAAGCUUAUAGUGUUGGGUCAGGUAGCUCUUCGUAAAGAGGAGAGGUCAACUGCUCACUAACAUGUGAGAAGUGAGGCCUCCCGGUAGCUCACCACUCACUGAGGAGAGGUCGAAGAGUGUGAACUCGAGCUCACUACCCAACACUUGCAGCUUAGCAUACGAUAUAAUACUUUCUAAACUUUUUCGUUGUAUUCGUUGGAAAUGGCGCGUGCCUAUAGAAGUACACCGAACCCGGCAUUCUUAACCCAUUAUAUCUUACAAUCUUACCCCCUGUGUUUUUUUUUAGUUGGGCAAUUAUAUCUCCCUUAAGCAAAAUAAGUUAUUCGCGGGUUGAACAAAUAUUAACAUUUGGUUUUUUGUGUGUGUGUGUGCGAGUGUUACCCGGAUACACCCCAAGCUAGAGAAAAGUUGUUCGAUUUUACGGGUUUCGUUUUGAUGUUAAUUUUGUGGCACUUCUCGAACGGUUCCCCCCCCCCCCCUCGAUCCCCAUCUGAGAACUGAUAUCUGAUGCUCUCACUUUAAUAUAUAGAUAUAAAUCGCAAUCGCGUGAGUAAAUGUACAGUUUAAAGAUGUUAAGGUGUUAAAAAUUCACUAGAGCCAGAAGAAACCGCUAAAACGCUAGUGUACCUCCUCUAUUCCCCUACCACCAAGUACGUCCUCCUCAUAUGUUACAGUGGGAUUUUUGUGGGUGGGGGUGGUUAAAAGCAAACUCCUACCAAUAACGAAUAAUACCCAAACGCGUCGAUCGAACGAAAAAGGAACGAAUCGGUGAGCCAAUAAAAGGAAGAAUUAUGGUAAUAUUAAAAGACUGUACUCACAAGCGGGAUGAGCAGGCGCGCGGUGCACAGAGACGAAGAAGAAGAAACAAAAAAAACAAAGGCGCUGUGAAUAGGCGGAACUCUGACUGAAACUGGAAAAUUGGAUAGCAGCGGGUUGGGACGGUCGCUUGAGAAGGCGCGCCACAUUAAUCUAAACCCAGAGAAAGCGUAUAUUAGCGUGAUAGAGUUGUAACCGCGCUACCCGACGGUAACGAAAUACUAAUGCUUCUAACGAUACAACAGAGAAAUUCUUGAUCAUUUUAGUGAGUUUUGCGUCGCAGCAAUGAUUGGUUGGUGGUUGGAACUGGUACAGAACUUAUCGGGAGGAUGCACUCACACAAUCGCAGCAAAGGUCGCGAUUUGAUUAAGUGGCGCUAAUGCGCAUUUGCACCCAAACCACACACACACACACGAGCGGAGCGAAUCGAGCCGUGAGAGUAGUAUGCGCGAAACGAUAAGCUGCAGUAGCAACAAACGCAAUCGAACACAACACAUCAGAUAUUAGUUUGGGCGUUCCUAAUUUCACCUUGCACAUGUAUGCGUUCGGCCGAUCAACCGAUGCUAUAGAGUCGCUUUCAGAUGCCAUCUUGCUAGCCUCUCUAGGGCGUCACUCUCUAGAGCCUGCGGGCGGCUUAUUUGAGGCGCGUUUUUCGAAAAACAACGAAUAUAGUGGCCGAGGCCGGUCUUCACACGACAGGACCCGGGGUUCAAAUCCCAUCCAGACCGCCCCCCCCCCCCCCCCCCGUACUACUUUGCUGCGGGUAAAAUCAAUACACAAAAAGCCAGAAAUGGUAGGCCGAGAGACCUCUUGCGGUUUUGUAGUGCCAAGAAAGAAGAAGCGUUCUUUGCGUUCUAACCUCACGCCAACGCCAACAAUUAAAAGGGAAGGAGGACAUCGCGAUAAAAGACAUCAGAACGGUGAAGCAAGCCAUCCAUCAUGCCAACCGCGCGCAUCUAUUGGGGUUGAACAAAUAUGCUGUAUAAUGGUGAGAUAAUGGUGAGUGGCAUCGGACCCGGGUAAAGAACUUCUUUUUCCUGUAUGGAGGACCUUUAAAAACCCAUUAUCUGUCCCGCUCGAUACAGUCUCGAGAGGUGUAAUAAUGAUGAUGAAGCAUGUGAUUGCGCUAAACCGGAAGUGGCCGGUAAACAGUUUGAAAACCGAGUAGGUCACGAUCAUCCUCCUUCAGAUAUUAGUUAGCAAAAAUUAUGUUUAUUGUGUGUGAGAGAGAGAGCGCGAGAGCGUGUUUUUGUUUGCUUUGCCAAUUUCAAAUUAGACCCGACGGUUGGAAUGCGACUAAAUGUAGAAAGGCGGUAAGGGUUAAACGAAUGGGUAAUUUAUGUAAACUUUUAGUUAUUAAAACACGAAAGGUAUGCCUGGUCUCUGUUUCAAUAAUUGGCGCUUACUGUUUGAAAGGUUCGGCUGAAACCGGAAGCACGCGGGAAAGGUGACAAGUGGAUCCCUCGUUUACGUCCGCCUCUACGCAGGCGAGGCGUGAACGUUUUGUGAAGAAAAACGGAUAAUGUAAAGAAAUAUAUAUAUAUAUAUAUACAGUA